Salvelinus fontinalis (brook trout) is the source of this 3259-nucleotide messenger RNA. Its product is annotated as zinc finger protein 239-like. Bases 272 to 1369 code for a protein of 365 amino acids. The transcript is spliced from 2 exons. The record is from RefSeq and is a predicted model, not a curated record. Gene Ontology annotation, biological process: negative regulation of transcription by RNA polymerase II; regulation of immune system process; regulation of cytokine production. Lineage: Eukaryota; Metazoa; Chordata; Actinopteri; Salmoniformes; Salmonidae.
GCCAGCGUGACGUAUAAUCUAGUGGACGGUUCUUCAUAAACAGCUCGUCAACCACCUCGGUAGCUUGCUAGCCAACAUAGCCGAAAGAUUCAAGCUAUUUAUACGCUUUCGGUGUAUAUUAGCUACUGUGUUUUCGACACACUUAGGUCGUAUCUACUUGUUAACCUAUUUAAUAUUACGUUAUUUUGUAUUAGUCAGCUAUAGUAGCUGGCUGGUUAAGUUAGCACUAGCUUAGUCGCUAAUGAUAGCUAGCUAGCUAACAUCCCCGACCAUGAGGUCAGUAAGCUUCUCCCCUCCUGUUAAAGAAGAGGUCUGCUGGACGGAGAAAGAAGCUCUGGGGCUGAACAUUGUCGUGAAAGAGAAGGAAGAGGAGAAUGUCACAGUUAAAAAAGAAGAGAAAGACGUUUCAGUGAAAGAAGAGGAUGUUACAGUGAAAGAAGAGGAGGAAGAGAAAGAGGAGGAUGCAGUUUUUGUAGUGAAGAAGGAAAGGGAGAUUACUGUCACAUUGGAAGAUAAAGAGGAGGAGAUGGGAGAUCUGAUUAACACCAGAGAGAUACGGGACUAUCGUGGAUCCUCUGGGGAGCCUCAACAACAACAUGAUGUUGAAGAGGCAAAGAAGAGUCUCUCCACAUCAGAACACCUCAAGAAACACCAGUGGAGACCCACAGGGAAGAAAUCUCACCGCUGCUCUGACUGUGGGAAGAGAUUCACCUCAUCAGGCAUUAAAAUUCAUCGGAGAAUCCACACAGGAGAGAAACCUUACAGCUGUGAUCAAUGUGGGAAGAGAUGUUCUACAUCUGGCCAUCUGACUGUACACCAGAGAAUACACACAGGAGAGAAACCUUACAGCUGUGAUCAAUGUGGGAAGAGUUUUUCUUCUUCUAGCAGUCUAACUAAACACCAUAGAACACACACAGGAGAGAAACCUUAUAGCUGUGAUCAAUGUGCGAUGAGUUUUAGUCAAUCUGGCUCUCUGACAGUGCACCAGAGAACACACACAGGAGAGAAACCGUUUAGCUGUGGUCAAUGUGGGAAGAGUUUUGGUCAAUCUUGCCAUCUGGUAUCACACCAGAGAACACACACAGGAGAGAAAUCUUAUAGCUGUGAUCAAUGUGGGAAGAGUUUUUCUUCUUCUAGCAGUCUAACUAAACACAAUAGAACACACACAGGAGAGAAACCUUAUAGCUGUGAUCAAUGUGGGAAGAGUUUUAGUCAAUCUGGAGAUCUGACACUGCACCAGAGAACACACACAGGAGAGAAACCGUUUAGCUGUGAUCAAUGUGGGAAGAGUUUUGUUCGAUCUGGCCAUCUGACAGUACACCAGAGAACACACACAGGAGAGAAACGUCUUAGCUGUGACCAGAGAUAAUCUGAUAAAAGAUCUCUGAUCAAAUAUCAAAACAUUUAUAUAUGAAGGAGUUGUUUCAUGAUAUCAAUGAAUUAAUGUCUCAAUGUAGAAUGUUUUAAUAUAUAGUAUAUUAAUAUACUCUGCAGUAAGUCAGUCAGAAUGUCACAGUGUAGAACCCUAAACGUUUGCCAAUUGAUUUCAACAUGAUAUGGACAUUAGGCUCAUUGGGAGAAAUCCAGGCUCUGAAUUGAAAGAGUACUAUUUUUUUGAUUUAACACAAAGUGACUUACAAAAAAAGAGUUGUCCUCUAACCAGUGAUGUACACAUUAUUCCCAGAAUCAACGGAUUUCUGUAACAGUCCUGACCUGUUUUAUGUUGUUUUUAUGUGUUUAUGGUCAGGGCGUUAGUUUUGGGUGGGCAGUCUAUGUUAUUUGUUUCUAUGUUGGUUUUGGUUUGCCUGGUAUGGCUCUUGAUUAGAGGCAGGUGGUUUGCGUUUUCCUCUAAUCAAGAGUCAUAUUUAGGUAGGGCAUUCUCACUGUUUGUUUGUGGGUGAUUGUCUCCUGUGAUGUCUUCGUCGUUGUCGAUGUUAUUCACUUUCGGAGCUGUAUGGCUGUUCGUGUGUUUUGAUGUAACGUUCCUGUCCGUGAGUUUACGUUUAGUGAUGUGAGUUUAUGUUCAGGUUUCGUUCUACGUCGUUUUGUUAUUUUGUAAGUUUGUUAAAGUGUUUGUUUUCGUGUUGCCAUCAUCAUCAGUUUUCGUUGUUAUAAAAUAAAAGAUGGCUUAUUUCCCUGAAACCGCAUUUUGGUCUGAAGAUCCUUCUCUCCUCACCUCUUCCGAGGAUGAGGAAAGCGACAGCCUUAACAGAAUCACCCACCAACAAACAGAGACCAAGCGGUAUGGGAAUGCUCGACGGAGCAACAAGAACUUCUGGACUUGGGAGGAGAUCUUGGACGGUAGAGGACCUUGGGCUCAACCAGGGGAAUAUCGCCGUCCAAAGGAGGAGUUGGAAGCAGCGAAGGCUGAGAGGCGCUGGUAUGAGGAGGCAGCGCGACGACGCGGUUGGGAGCCCGUGAGUCAGACCAAAAAAUUUCUUGGGGGGGGCACACGAGGAGUGUGGCAAAGCCGGGUAAGAUACCCGAGCAAACUCCCCGUGCUUAUCGUGGAGGUAGAAGGCGUCGUACUGGUAAGACACCGUGUUAUGCGGUAAAGCGCACGGUGUCCCCAGUACGCGUGCUUAGCCCAGUGCGGGCUAUUCCACCUUGCCGCACUGGGAGGGCUAGGUUGGGCAUCGAGCCGAGUGCCAUGAAGCCGGCCCAACGUAUCUGGUCUCCAGUACGUCUCCUCGGGCCGGUGUACAUGGCACCAGCCUUACAGGUGGUGUCCCCGGUUCGCCUGCAUAGCCCAGUGCGGGCUAUUCCACCUCGCCGCACUGGCAGGGCUACGGGGUUCAUUCAACCUGGUAAGGUUGGGGAGGCUGGGGAGGCUCGGUGCUCAAGAGCACGAGUCCUCCCUCACGGUCCGGUAUACCCGGUGCCACCUCCAUGUACCAGUCCUCCGGUGGCAGCCCCCCGUACCAGGCUGUCUCUCCGGGUUCUCUCUCCUGCUGUUUCCUCCUCUCCAGCGCAGCCAGUGCCUAGACCACGCACCAGGCUGUCUCUCCUUCUCCUCCCUACAGAGCCAUCCGUCUCCCCAGCGCCAUCUGAGCCAUCCGUCUCCCCAGCGCCAUCUGAGCCAUCCGUCUUCCCAGCGCCAUCUGAGCCAUCCGUCUUCCCAGCGCCAUCUGAACCAUCCGUCUUCCCAGCGCCAUCUGAGCCAUCCGUCUCCCCAGCGUCAUCUGAGCCAUCCGUCUCCCCAGCGCCAUCUGAGCCAUCCGUCUCCCCAGCGCCAUCUGAGUCAUCCGUCUGCCAGGAG